AUGGAUUGUUACAAGACCCUGAUUCUCCUCUUCUUUGGUAAGGCCACGGGAUAUCACUUGAACUCCUGCUCUCAGUUCCCCCCACGGAAGUACUACUACAUUAAUAUGAAAAUGAACUGGACCGAUGCUCGGCAUGUCUGCAGAGAGAACUACACUGACCUGGCGACCUUCGAAAACAUGGAUGACAUAAACAGCUUCAAGGUUACCAUUAGCAGGCAAUGGGCAUGGAUAGGACUGUGGGAUGAUCCACAAUCCUGGAGGUAUGCUAUGGGCAAUGAAUCCAACUCCUGGAGAUGGUCAGCAACUAAUGAAACAAGCAAAACCGGUUACAGCAACUGGAUGACAAAUGAACCACAAUAUUGGGGAGGUAGCGAAACCUGUGUGGCAAUGACCACUGAUGGAAAAUGGAAUGAUCGGAAUUGUGAAACAGGCUUCUAUUUUAUUUGUUAUACUGUUUCAAACGAAAAUGAGAGAACCUACGUGUUAAUCAGAAAUACAAAACCAUGGGAUUCUGCUCUAGAGUACUGCAGAGCACACUACACGGACAUGGCCAUGAUCGAGAACGUCGAACAAAACAAUGAGGUCAAUGCUGCAAAAUCAGAUACUCGGACAGUUUGGAUUGGUCUGUACAGAGUGCCGUGGGUUUGGUCUGACAAAUCCCAAAGCUCCUUCACGCACUGGCAGAGUGGUAGACCAAAUAACUAUGGUGGCUACCAGCUC
Larimichthys crocea (large yellow croaker) is the source of this 720-nucleotide messenger RNA. RefSeq names its product L-selectin-like. The annotation marks the transcript as partial. The transcript is spliced from 3 exons. The record is from RefSeq and is a predicted model, not a curated record. Lineage: Eukaryota; Metazoa; Chordata; Actinopteri; Sciaenidae.